Molecule: messenger RNA, 2268 nt
Organism: Quercus robur (English oak)
Lineage: Eukaryota; Viridiplantae; Streptophyta; Magnoliopsida; Fagales; Fagaceae
Exons: 4
Coding region: 1-2268 (755 amino acids)
Molecular function (GO): zinc ion binding; nucleic acid binding
Source: RefSeq, a predicted model, not a curated record
AUGGAGAUUGCUAUGAUCCGCGCUAAUGAAGAGGAGGAUCGAGAGGCUACAAUGGCUAGAUUUUUGCUUGGCUUAAACCGGGAGAUCCAUGAUAAGGUAGAGAUGCAGCAUUAUGUGGAAUUGGAAGAUAUGGUGCAUAUGGCUAUCAAAGUGGAACAACAACUCAAGAGAGGGAAUGGGACACGUGCAGGCCAUAACUCUAGUUCUACCUCUUGGAAAUCGAGUCAUGCUAAGUCGCUGGACAAGUCACAAACGCCCAAACUCGAGCCCAAGUCCACGACCACCAGCCAUGUUCCUCAAGGUAAAACCGAAGCCUCUACCUCUAGGAAUCAUGAUAUUAAAUGUUUUAGAUGUCAAGGCAGGGGCCACAUAGCAAGUCAAUGUCCAAACAAGCAAGCCAUGGUGUUGCAAGCCAAUGGUGAAAUUGUAACCAAUGAUGAAGAUUCCGACACCGACGACAUGCCACCAUUAGAGGAUGUUUCCGAGGAGGAGUAUUUAGCCCUUGGCGCAUUGACAUUGGUGGCGAGGAGAGCAUUGAGCUUGCAAGCAAAAGGAGUUAAUGAAAUACAGCGGGAGAACAUCUUUCACACUAGGUGCUACGUUAAAGACAAGGUAUGUAGUGUGAUUAUUGAUGGUGGUAGUUGUACUAAUGUUGCAAGCGCAAUUAUGGUGGAGAAAUUGGGAUUGCCCAUGGUAAAACACCCUAGACCGUACAAGUUGCAAUGGCUAAAUGAUAGUGGUGAGAUCAGGGUGAACAAGCAAGUGUUAAUUGCAUUUCGAAUCGGUAAAUACGAAGAUGAAGUGUUGUGUGAUGUAGUACCGAUGCAAGCGGGACACUUAUUGCUAGGGCGUCCAUGGCAAUUCGAUAGGCAAGUGAAGCAUGAUGGCUUUACGAACAAGUACUCUUUUGUACUUAAUCAACGAUCAAUCACUCUUGUACCAUUGACACCGCAGCAAGUAUACGAGGAUCAAGAGUACGAGGAUGUCUUCCCCGAGGAAACACCACAUGGGUUACCUCCAAACCAAGGGAUUGAACAUCAAAUUGAUUUUGUUCCUGGUGCAACCAUUCCAAACCGACCAGCUUAUAGGAGCAAUCCCGAUGAGACAAAGGAGCUUCAACGGCAGGUAAGUGAAUUGUUGGAGAAAGGGCACGUGAGGGAGAGCAUGAGCCCAUGUGCAGUUCCGGUCUUACUUGUACCUAAGAAGGAUAGGACGUGGAGAAUGUGCGUUGAUUGUCGAGCCAUCAACAACAUAACAGUAAAGUAUCGUCAUCCUAUCCCACGCUUAGAUGAUAUGUUAGAUGAGCUGCAUGGCAGAUUUGUUGUUGUCUAUUUUGAUGACAUACUCAUUUAUAGCAAAAACAUAGACGAUCAUGUAGUAUAUUUGAAAUCCGUUUUAGAUGUUCUAAGGAAAGAAAGGUUGUUUGCUAAUUUAAAGAAGUGCACUUUUUUCACCGAUAAGCUUGUAUUUUUGGGAUUUGUUGUUAGUGCACAAGGUAUACAGGUUGAUGAAGAGAAGGUACGUGUAAUCCAAGAUUGGCCGAGUCCCACAAGUGUAGGUAAUGUUCGUAGUUUUCAUGGACUUGCUAGUUUCUACCGGCGGUUCGUGAAGGACUUCAGUAGCUUAACCGCAUCGCUUAUCGAAGCGAUCAAGAAGAACGUUGGAUUUCGGUGGGGAGAAGAACAAGAGAAGGCAUUUCAAUUAAUCAAAGAGAAGCUGACUAACGCACCUUUAUUGUCUUUGCCCAACUUUUCUAAAACGUUUGAAAUUGAAUGUGAUGCUUCAGGUAUUGGUAUAGGAGCUGUUCUUAUGCAAAAAGGACGACCAAUUGCUUACUUCAGCGAGAAACUUAGCGGGGCAGCCUUAAACUACCCAACUUAUGACAAGGAGUUGUAUGCAUUGGUUUGGGUUUUAGAGACGUUUCCAUACAUCAUUCGGUACAAGCAAGGUAAGGAGAAUGUAGUCGUCGAUGCACUUUCUCGAAGGUAUGUCUUACUCUCCACACUUGAUGCAAAAUUGCUUGGUUUUGAACACAUUAAAGAAUUAUAUGCUGAAGACCACGAAUUUUGUGAGGAAUAUCGAGCUUGUGAGAAAAUCACCUCUGGUGAUGAUUUGAGGGCAAAUCAUUUUCAAGAGGAGGGGAAUGAUGGAGAUCAAGGCACCGCUUCGAAGGAUCUCUUUCAAGUAUCAAUUGGGCCGGUUACAAGAGCACGAGCAAAAAAGUUCAAGGAUGUACUCAACGAACUCAUCCAAGAGUUAUGGGCUUAA